Messenger RNA from Plasmodium gonderi, 4308 nucleotides. RefSeq lists its product as hypothetical. The record is from RefSeq and is a predicted model, not a curated record. Lineage: Eukaryota; Apicomplexa; Aconoidasida; Haemosporida; Plasmodiidae. Bases 1 to 4308 code for a protein of 1435 amino acids. The transcript has a single exon.
AUGAAUAUUGAAAACAAUUACAAAAUCUUAACUCAUACGCAAAACAGAUCAAAAGCAGAAUGCACUUGUGAAGAUAUGAAUAAACAUGUGUUGAAAGGUAAUGACACUAAUCCAUUAAAAAUAAAUGAAACAUGGAAUGUUCAAGCAGGGGAUGUUAAUAAGAAUAGUAACAAGUGUAAUAUCAAAAAUACAGACAAAAAAUUUAUGGAAUAUGAAAUAACUAAAAAGAUAGAAAAGAAAAGCAUGACCUUAGAUUUACAUGAGAUUGAUAAAUUGGAAUAUGAAAAUGAAAAAGGAAAAUCUUUUUACAUGGGAACGAAAAAUGACACCAGUUGUUCGAGUUACACGGAGGAAUACUCUAAUAAGAACGACAAGGAGGAGGAUAGCAAUGUUAUGGAAAAUAAUGGCAAAGAGGAAAUUGUAAGUUUAAGGGUUAACCGUGCAGAAGAUGAAAGUGCUAAUUAUAAGUGUAAUAGAAAAGGGAAAAUGUGGAAGAAUAACAUUUUAGAGGGUGAGAUAGAAAUAUUGACACAUAGAGAGGUAGAACUAAAUAAACAUGUAACCCCAAAUGAAUUGGACAAAGGUGGCAAUAACAUAAGUGAAAGUGAGAUGGUAGUAAAAAUAAAUUACUCCAAUCGUUAUACGAAAGAAUACACCUGCGAUGAAAGCUUAAGAAAAAUAAAAGAAACUACUACAUCGCUAAUUAACAGUAGCAAAAACGUAAAAAAGAAGAAAUGCAAGUCCAGUAAAGAAUUCUGUAAUAAAACAAAUGAUGGUAAUUUAGAAUUGAAAUAUGAAUGCAAUAACAUGGCGGUUAAUCAGAUAACCGAUCAGGGAAAUGUGUGUAAUGAAAAGAAUGAGAAUACAUCAAAUAGAAAAGGUAAUUAUGAAAUGCUUAAUGAUGAAGAAAAAGAGCAUCGAAUGGAUGAUUUAAUAAAUAAUAAGAACAAGAGGAAACAUUCUGAUGAUAAUGGCAAAAAUAUAUAUGACACAAAUUCUUGCGAAAAAGGGAAUAAGAAAAAAAAGAAAACAUUUUCACAUUUUAAGGAUAAUGAAAGUGUAAAAAAGGAAAAAACAAAAAGUAAUCAUAAAAGAGGAAAAAUUGGAAAAGUGGAAAAUAGCGUCCAACUUAUUUAUGAAAAGGAUCAGAAAGAUGUACAGAGUGAAGAUGGCUCUACGGUUGAAUGCUGUACUCAAGAAAAUGUAAAUAAGGAGGAACAACUAAAUGAUGGUAACCAAAUAGGUAAAGAUGACAAAAUCCACAACACAUCAGAAGAUAACAUAAUGGCGGGAACUAAGAAAAAUACAAGUAUGAAAGAAGGAAUUAGUCGUAAUAUAGACGAAUUCCAUGGUACAAAGGAUACAAAAAAAACAUCUAAUGAAAAUGGUGAAGGGCAUGUGAAGAAAAAAUAUGUAAGGCUUUUGAAAAGUCUGGAAACGAAUUUAUCGAAAAAAAUGUUAGAACAGGAAUGUGCAAAAAGAAUUCAAACAUGGGGAGAAAAAUUUACUUUAGAACAAAAAAUUAAUCAGUUUAUAAAGAAUAAAAUAGCUACAAGAACAGAAUACAAAUACGGGAAGAAGCAAAAUACAUUAUCUAUAUGUAACCAGUUUAAUUUGUAUAAUCACUUAACCAUGUUAAAUGAUUUUAACAGGUUGCAUUAUUACAGAGCAGCAAUGAGAUGGACAGGGCAUAAGGAUGUGUGUGAAUAUAUAGAGAGAGAUGUGAUGCCACAUUGUGGAAAUAGUAAAACGGAUUUUUCUCAUAUGAGUAGUAGUGAUAAUAUAUCAGCUCAGAAUAACAGUACAAUAUUAGUUCAGAAUUCUUCUUGCGAAUUUGAAAAGGAAAAUAUAGACAGCAUGAAUAACACCAUAAACGCUUAUAACAGGGAAAAUGUAAAAACGUCAGACGAUAAAAAUGGAACAAAGAAUCCAUAUAUAUUUUUUGAAAAUAAUAAAGAGUGCUAUGUUUAUAACAAAAACAUAAUUGAAAUUGGAACUGGACCAUUGUCUUUGUUAUCUAUAAAUUCCAUUUUAAAUGGAGCUAAACAUGUAGAUGCUUUAGAAGUUAAUAAAGAUGCAUCUGAAAUGGCCAAAAAGUUAAUAGAAGGAUAUAAUUUAGAAGAUUUUAUUAAAAUUAUAAAUUGUUAUUCUAAGAUGUAUGUAUACAAAGAGGGAGAAGAUCAGAGGAGAUUAAAAAGGAAAAAUUCUUUUUAUAACUACCUUGAUUGUAACAUUAAUGAACAAUACUGUAGUGAUUUUAACUACGAUUUAAUAAUAAGUGAAGUAAUAGGAGAUUUUGCUUCUCAAGAGGGGGUAGCAGAUAUAUACCUCGAUUUACAUAAAAAAAUAUUUGCUUACAGAAAAUAUCAGGAGUAUUUGUAUAAAUGGAAUAUGAAAAAUAAAUAUAAUAAGGAUGUCAGUUAUGAUAGCAAUAAUCGAAGCAGUGACAAAUGUGUGUUACAUGACAAUGUGGUAAAAACUUCAUAUGAUGAAGUACAAACAGAACACACAUAUAAUGGUAAAAAUAAGAAUAAUGAAGAACAAAAUAUAAAAAAGGAAAAUAAAAUGUCAUACAAUGAAUUUGCAGCUGAUGAAGAAUUAUACAAUUGUAAAGAGUUUUACAAUAUGAAUGUUAAAAGUAUUCCUUACAGCAUUUCUACAUACUACUGCCCUGUGAAAUUUCCAUACUAUGAUAAUAUAAUAUAUAAGAGUGAAAAUUACCCAGAAAGAACAAUUAUUAGCCCAAAAAGUAAACUAUUACAAUCUGUCAUGCUGGAAUGGUCUAAUUUAUUGUUAAGUGAAGAUGAAAAUGAUAAUGCCGAUUUUGGAACAUUAGAAUAUAUAUAUUUAGAACAAAAUGUAGCUAAUCAAGUGAUACAAAAAAGGAAUCAUAUUUUCCAAAUUCAAAAGAGUGGACCUUUUUGUGGUUUUUUAAUAACGAUAGAUGUUGAAAUUCGAAAGGGAGAACAUUUUGGGACGAAGUAUGGAACUUGUGAUAGUUGGUAUACCAACAUAGUUUUAUUAAAAGAAGAAGUAAAUGUUAAUAAAAACGACUUAAUAAUUAGUAAAACAUAUACAAAUUUGUUAAAUUAUAAUGAACAUGUUAUUGAUAGGAAAACAGUUUUAGUUUCAAGACCUUCGUACACCUUUUAUGGCUACAUUUUAAAGUCCAUAAGACAUAAACCAUUUUUGAAGUUAGAAUCAGGUAGUUAUAGUGAUUCCGGCCAUAGUUCUUAUAAAAAUUCUGAUGAUGAAGACCAUACUUGUAAUAUAAAUAAAUUCAUAUACUUGGAUGAUGAAACUAUAUUAUCGCUAGACCAGAUGAAUUUUCAUGAACAAAUUUUAGCAGAUAUGAACAAACAGAAUAGUAGUAAGAACGAAUCUCCCAUCAUAGAAAUCUUAAAAAAAAAUAAUAAUUCAGAUGAAACACUAGGGGAAAAUAUGUUAAAUGAUUUAGAUGAACAAGCCGUAGAUAAAUGUGAAGAUCAUUCCAAAGUAGACGGUAUAUUAGCAGAUAAUUACUGUAGUGCAAUGGGAGUUAAUUCUUCAGCUAAGGAAGAAUCUUACAGUGCAUCAGUUUGCAACAAUUCCAAUAUUGAUAUAGGGAGUAGGAUGAUGAGUUCAGAAAAAGACACAGAUGGACUUGCGAAUGAGAGUAUGUUUUUGCAAAAUGUUGAUAAGACGAAAAAGUAUGAAGAUUUCUCAAUGGGAGAAAAGGAAAAAGAAGAAGAAAAAAAUUUAGAUAAAAAAAAAACUCACGAAACAGACACAUCUGGGAAAGACAAAGAACCCAACAUACUCAAAGAUUCGUCUAUAAGUAAACAAAAUAUAAAAAGGGAUAAUUUAAAAGAAGAAAAGAACAGUUUAGCAAAAGUCGAAAAGGAUAAUAGGGGAAAAUAUGACAACAUUAAUAACAAUAAUAUUAACAAUAAUAAUCGUAACUGUCAGCAAAAAAACAUAGAAAAUGCGUCAAGCAAAGGCACCAAGAACUCCACGAAUAAAAAAAAAAAGAAAGAUAAUUCACAAAGCAAGAACAAAGACAGAAAAUUAUUAGACAAAAGCAGGGAAGAAUACGAAAACGAAAUAUUUGAUAUCACCAAUAAUUACAAUUCAAACUCGAAAUUUUGCUAUGAAAACUUAAAAGAUAAAAUCUUGGUUUACAAAAAUAUGUUGUAUAAGCUCAUGCUGAUUUACGAGCCCAUUGUCAUUGACUACGACGAACAAGCAACAGUGAUUUAUAAAAAGGAUGAUAUAUAUAACAACAAAGAAAAUAAUGUAAAUAAAUUUGUGAAUAACGUAUAUCAGUGA